Cynoglossus semilaevis (tongue sole) is the source of this 4271-nucleotide messenger RNA. RefSeq names its product xin actin-binding repeat-containing protein 1. The coding region runs from base 64 to 3921 and encodes 1285 amino acids. Gene Ontology annotation, molecular function: actin filament binding. Gene Ontology annotation, cellular component: focal adhesion; stress fiber. The record is from RefSeq and is a predicted model, not a curated record. Lineage: Eukaryota; Metazoa; Chordata; Actinopteri; Pleuronectiformes; Cynoglossidae. The transcript has 5 exons. Gene Ontology annotation, biological process: actin filament organization; actin cytoskeleton organization.
AUCCAGGUAAAAACAUAUUAACAGUUUAGCCCCGCCGUUGUUUCAGCUGCUGUUGGAAGGAUUAUGGAGACAUUUGGGCUGAGAAGAACACAGUCCCUGAGUGGUUUGGCAGUUACCAAGGAAAGAUCAGUGCUCAUGACAAACUAUUCCUCCUGGAACAGGAAGACUGUGUCCGAGCUUGUGCAACAUUAUCAAAGUUGUCUUGACUUAACAACCGUGGGAACGACUGAGCAAAACCAUAAGGGGUCAGAAAAUGGUGUGGCUGGUCAAUGGAGGUGGGGUCAACAGCAAAGCGUCAACAUGUCCAGAAGUCGCUCCAUGGACACCAUUCCUCAGAAAGAGUUAGGAGGAACCAAAGCUCUCUGUGCUCUGUUUGAGGCCAAGGCUAACAACGUUCCCCAGCAAAAACUUCACAGCAUCUCUCUGCUAGACCUGAGGUCUGCUGGUGCCGCUAAAACAAAGCGAGACUGCCCCCUACUGGACACAAGAACGUACAACAGUCCACUAAGGAAUAUCACAACUCAGCAAAGUCGGCGCAUCAGUGACCGAAGAGGGCUAUCGAAAAAGGCAACACGGGAAGAAUUUUCGCUCCACUUCAUCCACAGCGGGAGAGAGAGCCGCGCUCAAUCUAUACGUAGCAGCGAUCCCCGACUCCACAGUCCGAGGCUCAGCACUAGCGUCAUGGCAGAUGAAGCGAGGAAAAUCUCAAAUUCACCUUCUCCCCUUGAAAACGUAGAUGACCUCCCUCUCCCUCCGCCUCUUCCUAUACCAUCCAGACCCCUUGAUCACGCGGGUCCCUUAGCAUUAAGUAGCCUCCCUGUGCCGCCACCAAAAGAGACCUUCUCUACGUUCUACCAAAAACAGCAGCGGAACGAACUGAAGAGGAUCAUCAAACAUGUUGACCCACAUCUUCAGUUUAAACUCAGCGACGCCGAGGACGAUGAGAUAACGAAGGCUAUCCAGUCCGAAAACUCCUCCGCCGCAGAAGCAGCUUAUCAGGGCGAUGUGCAGUCCAUGAGGUGGAUUUUUGAAAACUGGAACCUGGACAAUAUCGGAGAGCCUCGUGCCGCCGUGAAAACAUUAGACGACGAGGAGUUGACAGGCGGCGAUGUCAGAGGCACAUCUCUCGUGUUUAAGCAUUUGGACAGCAAUCAACAAAUCCUCGCGAAAAGACAGAUUUCACAUAGUGGCGACGUGAGAACGUCAACAUGGCUGUUUGAGACCAGACCGCUGGAUUCUUUAAGUAAAUCGGAAUCAGAAGAAGGUGAAUUGGUCGUGGCUGUGCUGAGGGAACCUAUCCAACCAGGAGAUGUCACCGGGACGCGAUUGCUUUUCGAGUCUAAACCACUCAGUGAAUUAGGACGUCACGACUCCAACGAAGAUAACAUCCUUCUGAAUCCUAAGUCCGAACGGGAGGAGUGUAAAGAUGACGGGAUCCUAGGUGAAGUAAAAUCGGUCGGCAGAGAGAAGGCCAACGGCGGCAACGUCAACCAUGUGCGAAGGCUAUACGAAACACAGCCUUUGAAUGGGAUCAAUAAAGAAAGUGAUGGGAAGAGUCAAACUCUUGCUCUUGAGGAGGGGCCCAGUGGAGCGGUUGAACAGAAGAGAUUGAUGUUCGACACUCAGCCCUUUGACACAAUACAGCAUAACGUGGAACUGGAGAACUUUGAACCAUCCGUGGCGGAAUGCGCUUCAAAUGUCUCUCAAGUCAAGGAACUCUUUGCGUUACAGUCUCUCAAUGAAAUAGGAUCAGAGAUAACGACAUCUUCUGCUGACCAGAUACAGCGUGAAAUGAGUCUGACCGACCAGGAGACGGAUGAUAAAAACUCCCAUAAAGCAACUGAUGCUGAAAGGAGUAAUGUUCACGACAAGAAGUCUAUAUUUGAGACCUUCUCGCUAGACAAAAUCAACCAGGAACCCAUUGAGCAGAGCUCGGUCGAGGCAGAAGAACCUGUAAGCAAGGUGGAUGUGAAAUCUAGUACCAUGAUGUUUGAAUCGAUGCCAAUGUAUGCCAUCAGAGACAAAGAAGGAGAGUUUCAUGAGGUGACCACACUGAAAAAGGAGGAGGUUACGAGCGGCGAUGUGAGAAAAGCUCGGUGGAUGUUUGAAACCAAACCUCUUGAUGCAAUCCGGGCAGAGAACGAUGUUUAUGUCAUCAGAGCUGUCACUCAGGAAGAAAGACAGAAAGGUGAUGUCAAGUCUGCCAGGUGGAAAUUUGAAACUCAACCCUUGGACUCCAUUACCAGCCACGAGGAGCCAUUUGUCAAGGUCACGGAAGAUCCAGGAAGCGGUAGCGGGCAGCUCGCCGAUAGGCAUACACUCGAAUCGAAACAAUCAUCCAAGCAGUUUGUGAGAACGGCGAGUGUCACUGACAUCCAAAGUGGUCGUGUAAGGACCUCCACCUGGCUCUUCGAGAAUCAACCCAUUGAAAGUCUGAAAGGCGAACCCGAGCAACAAGUUCCCUUGAAAGCCGUUCAAAGGCAGGACAGCCGGAGAGGAGAUGUAAAGCGCUGCACUUGGCUCUUUGAAUCUCAGCCACUGGAAAAGAUUAAGGAGACGGGGGAGAGCUCGAGGUCAACCGUCGAGGGAAAGCUUCCUUGUUCUAAUGUGAAGAGCACUACCUGGCUUUUUGAAACCACUCCAUUGGACAAAAUCAACGUUGGCAGUGCCACCGAUUCUCUGUCAUCUCUACACAAAAUGUCCUACGUUCACUCAAAUGGCAUCCUAAUAGAAGCCAGUGAGAAUAAAAACCUGAUAAUGGUUAAAUAUCAAGUUGACAACGACGAAGACGUUCAAAUUCAGAAGGAGGAGGUUAUCGCAGGCGACAUCAGAAACACAAUGCUACAACUCUUACAAAGUACGACCCCCAAUCCUCAAGUGAUCCUGCUCAGAGAGGUAGAAGAGGGUAAAUUCAGCAAGACUGUGGUACAAUCUCCAGGAUGUCAAUUUGCCACCACUACGUCCGUGGGAAACGAUCGAGUACAAAACAUUAUCCAGAUGAUUGACGAAAUGCUUGUUCAGGAGAAGGCAUUGAAGAAAGGAAUCCUAAUGCAAGUGACAGAAGACGGACAAGCAGAGAUGUCGGUUUAUUCUCUCAUUGGCAAUAAUGGAACUGAGAGUCCCAUCGUAGAGCGAGGGGAUGUGAAGUCGGCAAUUGGAAAUCUUUUCAGUUCUGCCAACGCCCAGAGGGUGUCACCAUCUUGCCGGGUGGAUGAAACCGAAAAAGGAAAUGUGAGCUUGUACAAGAACGUCAUUGAGAAAGAAGAUGAAGUCGGCCACAGUAGUAAAGAGCAGAUUCCAGUAGUGAAAGGUGACGUAGAAGAAGCCAAGAGAAGCCUCUGCCAGCAGAAAGAUCAAAUCGAGAAAACCGUUUGCGAUGUCUUACCAGGGGAUGUCCAAAACACGAAGAAAAUAUUUUCAUCAAGUUACUCUUUCAGUGUCGACAACUGUAUCCCAAAGGAAGAAAUCAUUCCCGGCGAUGUCUCAUCCGCAAAGCAACAGCUCGCGGUGAGGCCAGCUGUCGAAGUUGAAAAAGAAGAAAUAAUCGCCGGGAACAUUAAGGAUGCAAUGCAGUCCUUAGAACUCGCAAAGCAACAAAGCGUAUGCAUUGGGAGAGAGCCCAUCAAACCCGGAACUAUCUAUGACAUGGAUCAGUCAGCCCAAGGCCCCGACGUUGAAGAAAUACCCGUGCAAAAGGAGGUCAUUAUAUCAGGAGACAUUAAGGCGGCUAAAAGGUCUCUUGAAAUGGCCAAGCAACAAAGCAUGCACACGGAUCGCAAAACGGUUGUUCCCGGGGAUAUUUACAACCUGUGUGCCUCGGCACAAGACAACAGCUCUUCAACGGGGUGUCCCUCUGCUUCCCGAUGCCAGCAAGUCAAGGCUGUUCCAAAGGUCAGUAGUGCAGCGAAAAGUGACGAGUGAUGUCUGCGGAGUGCAGUGACAGAGCAGAAGCUACCAGAUAAAGAAGGCGUAGUGAGACGAAAUGCUCAUUUGACUCAAAAUAGGGACUGAGGAGUGUUUCGUUUUUUUUUUUGUGGCAUCUAACGUAAAACUGUUUCUUUUAAUUGCAGUAACUUCUGAAGGACAACGCACCCGUUACAGCACAGUAAAAUUACCCAGAUCCGAAAUAUUAUUUCCAAGACUCCAUGGAUAGAAUAGCAAGAAGGCGCAGUGGCAGAAACUAAAUGUUUCGACUAAAUCCUCAAAGUGGAAAAAUCAACAACUUUGAAGAAACCUUCAGGUCUCUUUUUCCUACUGAAGUUGACUGUCGC